CAUCCAUCGACUCAGAAUCCAAAAAGUAAACAACAAAUCUAAUUAGUGUCGGCGAAUAAUUUUCUUAUCAGAAGCUCAUUAAGCAUGGAUCCCGAUAGAGACCUUGAUGCAUGUUACGAACAUGUCAUGAAAUUAGUCGACGAAGUUGGAGAUAUAAUUUCGAGUCGAUUUUUCGCUCCAAAAGCCAAAGUUGUGACAAAAUCCUCAAACAUUGAUUUUGUUACCGAAACGGAUCAACAAGUUGAGAAACAUUUAAUGGAUGGCAUCACAGCGAAAUUUCCAUCGCAUAAAUUUAUUGGCGAAGAAGAGACCAGCGAAGGAAAAGCUGCUGAACUCACGGAUGCUCCAACCUGGAUAAUUGACCCGGUCGAUGGAACAAUGAAUUUCGUGCAUGGAUUUCCGCAUUCUUGCGUCUCGAUUGCGUUACUCGUUGAUAAAGUGACGGAAAUUGGGAUCGUUUAUAAUCCUGUGUUGAAUCAAAAGUUCACCGCACGUCGCGGAAAAGGAGCUUUUUUGAAUGGAAAGGAAAUUCAUGUUUCUUCUGUGACGUCAUUAGCUGAUGCUCUCAUUUGCACGGAGACAGGAACGUCUCGCGAUGAACAAAAAAUGGUUGUUGUCAUGGAAAAUUUGAAUAAAUUGACGAGAAUCGCCAAUGGAAUUCGUUGUUUGGGCGCCGCUGCCUUGAACAUUUGCAUGGUUGCUCUCGGCGGAGCAGAUUGUUACUUCGAGUUCGGGUUACAUGCGUGGGAUAUGGCAGCUGGAGAGCUCAUUGUUCGUGAAGCAGGAGGCGUUUCUUUGGAUCCAUCAGGAGGCGCUUUGGAUUUGAUGUCUCGUCGAUGUCUUGUUGCCGCAUCUCAGGAAUUGGCGAACGAACUUAUUCCGCAAUUGACGCAAUAUCAUCCAUUGCCAAGAGAUUAAAAUGCAAAAAAAAAGUUAACCAAAGUACUUAUCCGAAUUAUUUAUGAUUGAUAUACCAAAACGUACAUAAAUGUUACUUAAAAACCACAAAAUUUGAUCUAAUUUUGUUCUGUCUGCGGUUUUUUCCCUUAUCAUGUUGUAUUUA
This is a messenger RNA of Culicoides brevitarsis, 1063 nucleotides long. Its product is annotated as inositol monophosphatase 1. Gene Ontology annotation, biological process: signal transduction; phosphatidylinositol phosphate biosynthetic process; inositol metabolic process. Bases 85 to 918 code for a protein of 277 amino acids. Gene Ontology annotation, molecular function: inositol monophosphate 1-phosphatase activity. The transcript is spliced from 3 exons. Lineage: Eukaryota; Metazoa; Arthropoda; Insecta; Diptera; Ceratopogonidae. The record is from RefSeq and is a predicted model, not a curated record.